AUGCAUUUUAUCCCAGUCGGGUUAUCAAAACCAUUUCUUGAUUUAGAAGAGCAAGAAGAAGAAGAGGAAGGUGAAGAGGACGAAGAGGACGAAGCAGUGACCUUGGAAGGCGAUAAUGAUCGAGACCAGGAACAUGACCAGGACCAUGACCACGACCACGACCACGACCCUACCCAGGGCAAUAUAAACCAGGGCUAUUACAUGAGCCAUGUCCAUGCCCCAUAUAGUCCCACACAAGGUUCAUACGACGGCCACGAAGAAGAGCUCGAAGAAGAGCUAGAGCAGAAUGAAGGGUAUGGACGUGAUCUGGAUGAAGACAUCGAAGAGGCUACCAGCUAUCACGGUAGCGACAACGACGACAGCCCUGCACUUUACAGUUCACCCAUUCGCCGCUCGCCAUGA
Molecule: messenger RNA, 402 nt
Organism: Gamsiella multidivaricata
Lineage: Eukaryota; Fungi; Mortierellomycota; Mortierellomycetes; Mortierellales; Mortierellaceae
Exons: 2
Coding region: 1-402 (133 amino acids)
Source: RefSeq, a predicted model, not a curated record